GCCAGCUCUGUUGUCUGUCAGUCUUUCGGAUCAAAGACAGUGAUACUCACGAGCUUCAGGAAGAUAAGGCUGCUGGGAUAUUUUCCCUCCUGUAGUAAAACUAGGCCCAACCAAACAGACUGGGAACUUACUGUCUGUUUUCUAGGAUGAGUUUUACUGGUAAAACUAGAUGUGUCCUAGACUCUUAAGGGGCCUGUUUAUACUGAGUAUAUUUUGAAUGCCAACGUUCAAGUGGGACAAGGAAAUCACAUUCUAAGGUCAGCAGUCUUUCUACAGUUCCCUGAAAGAUGGCAGAUGAAUUCUUCCAUGCUGGAAAGGAAAACUGCAGUGAGCAGGCCAGAAGAAGCCAAGUCUCUGGUCCACGUUCACAAUUCCAGAGAAGUUUUAUCCAGAGAGUAACGUUGCUGGGAAAGCUACCCACCAGAUUUGUCCUCCAUCGGGAAAGAAAGCAGAAGGUUGCUGCUAUACUGGGGGUUGACCAAGAAGCCAUGAAGUCUCUUCCAGAGGGAGACUUAGACCAUUGCCUGCUGAGCAAGGUGGACCUGAGGCGGCAGCAGAUUUCUCAGACCAUGGAGGAGGUGCAGAAAAUCAUCCACCUGCUAACUGCAGAAAUCAGCCGCCAGGACAGUCGCUUCGAAGCCGUGCCUGUCUCUGACACACACAACGAGAGCAUUAAGGUUUUGGCCCCCAGCCUCUUCCAUGUCACCGUCCCACUGAAAGGCCUUGCAGGGUACAAGGGGAUCCGGACGCAGCGCUGGCGGUACUACAACUUGCAGGGCGCCAAGCUCACCUGCCCUCUGCGGGACCCCGAAGGCCUGCAACAGUGGCUGGAGACUGAGAUGUUCAUGAAGACCCUGUGGCAGUGGCACAAGGCAGAUGUGAACAUUGAGGGGGACAUUGUGCCAGCCAAAGUCCUGCAGGUGUUCCGGAUGCUGGUGGAAAAUGCAGUGAGAACCUGUCAUCUCUCAGGCAAAGUCACUGUGCUAGAAAAACGCACUACGGUUUGGGUUGCCGUGGAAACGUCCACAGGCCAGGUGGAGCUGGAGCUGGCCCCCACCGUGGAGAUCCCCACCACCUGGCCUGAGAAAGCCCAGUGGCCUCGGUGUCUGAAGCGAUGGCCUUCCCCAGAGAGAGUGGAGUGCAUCAAGUCCUUUGGGUUUAACUUGGUGGCCCAGUCCGCCUAUCACUGGCAGCUGAGUUUCUCCCAGGCAGAGCAGGUGCUGUUCGAGCAGCUGGACGAGGAUGGAGGCUGCCGCCGGCAAUGCUUUCAGGUCCUGAGGCAGCUGAAGGAGGAUGUGUGGUGUCCAGGGAGGAGGCCAGUCAUCACCACCCACCACCUGCAGACCGUGCUCUUCUGGACUUGUGAGAAAUACCCCCACCUGAAGGAUUGGCAGGUCUUCCAUCAAGCCCUCCUGCGCCUCGCCCGGAAGCUGCACAGGUGUGUGAGCCAGCACUUCCUGAAGCACUAUUUUGUUCCAAAGAGCAACCUCCUUCAGUCAGCUAACCCAAGCGAGCUGGAUGCGGUGGCCCAGAAAGUGGCCUUUUUCCUAAAGAACCCGCAGGUCGAGCUGCCCUGAGCUGGCCCAAGGAGCCCUUGUUUCAUUCCUUCCUGCUUGACUUUGUUCUCGGGAUGGUUCCUCUGUCAGCUGCCAGGAUCCUGUGCUAGAGACAGCCUACCACUGACAGAGAGAAUGAACCAGGCCAUCAGCUAGCUCACCAGAGACAAAACUGCUCCUGCCCCAGGUCAUACAAGCAUUUCAUCUUCCCUACCUCUCCUGGGGACGGCUCUCCUCCAGCUUCCCCAGUGACUGAUUCUCCAUGCUCAGGAGAUGGGCUCAGGGCAGGCCAGGCAUUAGUCUGCAGCUGGUGAAUUCUCCAGCUGGCUAGACCAGAAACCAUACCAUGACAGACAGCCUACCAGUGGCUGGUGUCCUUUUUAACUCUCUGCACUCCAGCUCCAAGCAGAGGCCAGUGGGUCCCGUUCCUCUCUCAAGUGUGGGGAGUCAUUGUAAGUCUCAGGGAAAGUUCCAGAGAAGGAUGCAGCUGGAACUCUACCUGUCGCCUGACUCGUCACAACCCCCUCUGCCACGGUCAAGCCUAGAACUUGCUUCCAUUUCAGGAGCGAGCUCUGUGCUGUGGCCUGGCAUGUCCUUCACAUCUGGAUGUGAGCUCCAUCAGUUCACUCCCUCACUGACACAUAAAUACUCACUAGGCACUGAGAAUACAGGGACGCACAAGACAGACUCACUGGAGAAGACAGAAAGCACACAGUAAAUCGGUAAAUUCUGUCACCACACACAGAAGGAAGAUCCUGAGGGAACGUGUGGACAG
This is a messenger RNA of Mus caroli (Ryukyu mouse), 2331 nucleotides long. It is a transcript of the gene Mab21l3, whose product is annotated as mab-21 like 3. NCBI's taxonomy places the organism in Eukaryota, Metazoa, Chordata, Mammalia, Rodentia, Muridae. The record is from RefSeq and is a predicted model, not a curated record.